Messenger RNA from Mus pahari (shrew mouse), 1886 nucleotides. RefSeq names its product anthrax toxin receptor-like. The transcript is spliced from 5 exons. NCBI's taxonomy places the organism in Eukaryota, Metazoa, Chordata, Mammalia, Rodentia, Muridae. Bases 463 to 942 code for a protein of 159 amino acids. The record is from RefSeq and is a predicted model, not a curated record.
GCUAGAAGUUCAGAAUUGUCACCAUGAAGAAAGCCCCCAUGCAGGCGCUGAUCUCUAGGUUGCCUCUCGAGGUCUGCCUUUUUGUGCAUUAGAAUCAUCCUAGUUGAAGUUAGCCUGAACAACGGUCAAGACUUCCUCGCUCACAGCAUCCGGGUGAAUACUUCUAACUGUGUACCUCCGCCAGUGACCACUACUCCUGCCCCAGAGACCUCUACAGUUCUGACAACUUCACCAACAAACCCUAUCCCCAAACCAAAUAUUCCAGGCUCCCCUACUAUACUCCCCCCUCCUCCUGCUCCUCCCCGUCCUCCUCCACCUGCUCCUCCCCCACCUCCUCCACCUCCUCCUCGGCCACCUCCACCUCUACCUCCACCUCCGCCUCUGCCUCCAACUUCACUUGUGCCUCCACCUCCAGCUGAGCCAAGCAAGGAAGUUUUGCUCAGCACCCUGGUACUGCUCCUGAUGCUGAUCCCUGUGGUGCUGUGGUGGCUCUGGUGGCUGUGCUGCAGACCGCCUGUCAAGACACUGCCAGCACCUGAACCACAACCAACACCCGAAAAGAAAGAAAAGGGCCCUCCUCCAGUGCCUCCUCCAGUGCCUCCCCCAGCCCCACCACCAGCAGUGACCACUGCGCCCCCCAUUGUGAUCAUCUGCUGCUGUACCUGCUAUGAUGUGUGUGUGAGAAGAGGUGAAGAGGGGCCGUACGUCAACCUUGAUCUCCUGAAGGACCUCUGUUCUCAGGUUCCCUGCACCUCUAAGACUGACUUCUUCCCACCUGAGGAAUACCUGUGCCUGGCCUCCUGUUCCCAGUGCCACCAUCCUCCACAUAGUUGUCCCAGGCCAUUUCCUUUGCUCUCUCCCCCUGCCCAGGUGUCCCCCCAAUCCCCCUUGUCACUGCCUCCCAUGCAGCAGACCUCUCAGAUACCACAGAGCCAAGAUUGAGGGCUCUUUCUUUGCUGCUAAUUUGGACCCAUGUAUCUGUUCUUGGAUUUUAAUUUUAAAGAGUUGGAAUAAUUUUUAUUAGGAGGUUUGUCAUCCAAAGGAAACCCUCAGAUGUGUUUCUGGGGCACCAGGAAGGACAGAACUUCUUGGUGUCAUGGGGCUAGGCAUAGAUGAGUUCUACAGCUUUGUCACCAGAUCCGUGACACACCACAGGCUCUUAAGCUCUACAUGAAGAACAAUCCCAGAUUCAUCCUGAGAGUAAACUUGACAGCUGUGGAAGUAUGCCUGGAGCUACAGGUGUGUACCACUGCAUCUAGCUUUUUAGAUUGGCAAUGGGGAUCCCAUACUGAUGUCCUUGUACUUGCAUGCCAAAUAUUUAACCUACCUGAGCCACUUUCUAGCCCAGUGGUUCUCAGCCUGUAGGGCAUGGCCCCUUUGGGGGUCACAUAUCAGAUAUCCGGCAUAUCCGACAUCUACAUUAUGAUUCAUAAAAGUAGCAAAAUUACAAUUAUAAAGUAGCAGCAAAAUAAUUUUAUGGUUGGGGUUCACCAUAACAUGAGGAAGUGUCACACGUUAGGAAGGUAGAGAACUACCCUGUUCUAGCCCCUUGCUUAACCUUUUGCUUUGUUCUCUAUAUGGGUUUUGUUUUGCAAAUCAAUUUCAAGUCAUGUAUAUACAGAGAUUUUUUUUUUAACAAAGGCCAGAGUGUUCCUACUCCACUGUCAGACAGGAAGAAGUGUAUUGUAUAAAGGCAUAUGAAACCUGACUGACAGGGCAGGUCCCCAUAUGUAAUCCUAUGGGGCAGGGUCCAGAGAGAAAGAACACAGACAUCCCUAGAGUGUCUUUACCCUGAGCACAUCACCCAAGAUGACAUAUAGAUGUGUCCAGAACAGCCACAUGCAAGCUUAUAAAAGGUUAUCAUGACACCAGAUCUCUGGAAACCC